GCCACCGCGCUGCCGGGCGGGCGGCCCCGGGUGGCGGCAGGCGCCGCCGGGCGUUGAGGGAGCCCGCCGUGGGGCCGGCGGCGAGAGAAUGCCCCUAGCCGCCUACUGCUUCCUGCGAGCCGUGGGCAAGGGCAGCUACGGGGAGGUGAGCCUGGUGCGGCACCGGCAGGACAGCAAGCAGUACGUCAUCAAGAAGUUAAACCUUAAGCAUGCUUCCAGCCGAGAGAGGAAGGCAGCGGAGCAAGAGGCACAGCUGCUCUCCCAGCUGAAGCACCCCAACAUAGUGGCAUACCGGGAAUCCUGGCAGGGGGAGGAUGGGCUGCUGUAUAUCGUUAUGGGCUUCUGCGAAGGAGGAGACCUCUAUCACAGACUCAAGGAGCAAAAGGGCAAACUUCUGCCAGAAAAUCAGGUGGUAGAAUGGUUUGUCCAGAUUGCCAUGGCAUUGCAGUAUUUACACGAAAAACACAUUCUUCACAGAGAUCUUAAAACUCAAAAUGUUUUUCUGACAAGAACAAAUAUAAUCAAAGUGGGUGACCUGGGAAUAGCCAGAGUGUUGGAAAACCAGUGUGACAUGGCCAGCACUCUCAUAGGCACACCGUACUACAUGAGCCCUGAGCUCUUCUCUAACAAGCCCUACAACUACAAGUCUGAUGUUUGGGCUUUAGGCUGCUGCGUUUAUGAGAUGGCCACACUGAAACAUGCAUUUAAUGCUAAAGACAUGAACUCUUUGGUUUAUCGAAUUAUUGAAGGAAAGCUGCCACCCAUGCCAAAGGAUUACAGCCCACAGCUGGUAGAAAUAAUACAAACUAUGCUCAGUAAAAAGCCUGAGCAGAGGCCUACUGUGAGAAGCAUCCUGAGACAGCCGUAUAUCAAGCACCAAAUUUCGUUGUUUUUGGAAGCCACAAAGAUGAAAGCAGCCAAAAGUCCUAAGAAAAUGGCAGAUUCUAAACUUAAAGAUGCUUCUUCUGUGGUCCCAGUGAAGAAUGAAUGUCAUAACAAGGACAUUGCACCCCCAAGCAGUUCCUCUGAGCGAGGCAGCAAAUGCAGAGUUAAUGAGGAAGAUUGUGCCGUCAAAUACAAAGCCAGCAAGUUUUGUCCAUCAGAGAAACCAGCUGUUGAGCUGAGUACAAAACCACGCAGUAAUGAUUUGGACAACCUGGGAGGCUCCUUGGCUACGAUUAGUGGAGUGAACAUUGAUAUCUUACCAUAUGAAAAGAGAAACUGUGGAAGUGAGAAGAGUGAGCAUAUGCCAGAGGGUCAUAAAGCAAAGAGUGUGAAUGCUUCAGGGAAUUCUGAAAUAAUAUCCAGUAAUCCUCCAAUGAAAACUGAUGGACUACAGAAAAAGACAAAGCAAGCUUCUAAAGGGAGAAGUGUUGAUUCUAAGCACUCUUCUGUUGAUGCUGUGGAAGAUGAUGAUGACACUUUGAAACUCCUGCAGCCUGCAUUGAAAGACCAAAAGCAAACUGACGUGGAUGUUGUCUAUCGUGGAGCUUCAGGAGAUGCUCAGGAAAAAGUUCUCUCUCAAUUACAGCCUCAUGGUUCUACUCAUGAGCCCUCUGUCUCACGGCAGCAAUGGCAGAAGAAAAGAGAGCUGGCUGAAGUCUGUUCAGAGAAGUUCGGAGCAGUUUCUCCUCGGCCUUUACCUUUUGCUACUGAUGUGAGUGUGAAGGCAGCACAAAGCUGUGCAGAGGAGCGUGUUGCCAACAUCUCUGCACCUGCCAGCAGCGCCAAAACCAGUCAAGAUGCCAUUGCAAAGGGGCGGCCUUUGUCAGCCAGAGAGCGGAGGCGGCUGAAGCAGUCUCGGGAGGAGACGUUUCCCUCUGUGAUCCCAGCAAGACGAACAGGAAGUAGUGCAGUAGUUGAAGGAAAAUCUCAUAUGGAAAAUCGUGUUAAAGUUGCUCAGUCUUCAUCAGAUCCCAGUGCUUCUCAGAAAAGCAGAGAAACCCACUGCCUGUCUGAUGAUGAGCUGAGCUCUUCCACAAGCUCUACAGAUAAGUCUGAUGGAGAUUGCAAGGAGAAAAAAAGCAGUGUGAAUGAAGUGAAUGAGCUGAUGCAGCUGAUGAUUUGCACACUGAGAGUGGACCCCAAGGAGAGCUCUGAGUGCUCUGUAACCUCAACUCCAGCCCCGGAGUUUAAACUGCAUAGGAAAUACCGAGACACUUUGAGUUUGCAUGGAAAAUCAUCAGAGCCAUCAGAGGACUUCGAAUUUGAAGAGAUUCCUUCAGACAUGUUAUCAGGUCCUGAAAAGAUGAGGAGAAUGGUUGAGGUCCUGAGGUCUGAUGUGGUGCGAGGACUGGGUGUGAAACUUCUUGAGAGGGUGUACAGCAUUAUGGAAGAAGAAGAUGAAGUGAAGAGAGAGCUGCAGUUGUGGGAGCACAUGGGAGCCAAGUAUGUGAGCUACAGUGCGAAGGCACGCCACCUGAAGUUCCUUGAAGAAAAUGGGGAGUUCUGAGCAGAGCCUUUUCCGGAGCAAAGAGGACAGAGCUGUCCAUCUUGUCUGAUGCAUUGGAUCAGCUUGAAGAGCGUGUUUUUCCACUGACCUCCUUGGCUGCACAAACGUGCAAAAAAACAUUAUACUUUGUAGCAAUAUUUUUCAUGUUAAAAUGCUUUCUCGGAAGAGAAACUUUGUUUAGUUUUUAUUCUCUUAAUUAAACUUCAUUUUUUCUAUA
Molecule: messenger RNA, 2669 nt
Organism: Tympanuchus pallidicinctus (lesser prairie-chicken)
Lineage: Eukaryota; Metazoa; Chordata; Aves; Galliformes; Phasianidae
Gene: NEK4
Product: NIMA related kinase 4
Exons: 15
Coding region: 89-2452 (787 amino acids)
Biological process (GO): protein phosphorylation
Molecular function (GO): protein kinase activity; ATP binding
Source: RefSeq, a predicted model, not a curated record